Halichondria panicea is the source of this 2970-nucleotide messenger RNA. RefSeq lists its product as uncharacterized. The record is from RefSeq and is a predicted model, not a curated record. Lineage: Eukaryota; Metazoa; Porifera; Demospongiae; Suberitida; Halichondriidae. Gene Ontology annotation, biological process: protein phosphorylation. The transcript is spliced from 8 exons. Gene Ontology annotation, molecular function: protein binding; ATP binding; protein serine/threonine kinase activity. Bases 694 to 2868 code for a protein of 724 amino acids.
UUAACUAUCAACAGAUAAUCAGGAACCACCUCAUGUUGAUAGCCAAGCUCACCAAGACAGCACAGGGCCUAGGGAGAGGUUGAACAAUGGCCAGAGGGUGAUAGGAAGGUGGCAGCUGUGCUGGUUCCCCUGGUAUUAAACGGUGGAAAGAGAUAUCUAGUACCUGUAUAUCACUCCGAGGUUCACUCUGCAGAGGCGAGAGCCUGAGUUGUCUCAGUUUUUUCCUGGUGGUGUGGUAGCCUCACGGGCCUUCUGAUGAAGUGCGGCCUGGGAUUGAGUGGUGUGGCAGAUGUUGGAGAUGCCACGCCCAUUACUACAGCCCUGAGGGAGAUAGAAGAGGAGUUGGAUUUCCCUUGAAAAUGUGGAAAAUAGCUCCACUCAUUUUCUCGCCGUGACCUCUCCUCCCAGUGGUGAGCAGGGUGCGGUGAGGGCCAGCAGGCUGAGAGUCAAUCCACGCAGCUGAGGCGGAGGAGGCAGUGUUUACGUACCCCUGGCCAAUGAUCGUCAUCAGGCAUACCCACAGCUCAGGCCAGAUGGAGUGUGGUCUCAUCAUGUAUCGCAGCCCCUAUUAUGCAUGUUCAUUCUGGACAUGGCAGAACAUUUAGCAGCCUAGUUGAACAUUGCUACAUUUGUACAAUAUUUAAGAUGAUUUAUUCAUGAGGUACUUUUUGUGGGAGGGGCUGAAUGCUCUGAAUGUCAUUUUUGAUGUCAUGCAGGAAUGUUUAUGGACUUGACUUGAAGCUAGCUACUAGAGUCGCUGAGCCGGAAAUGGAUACUUUGGUCGAACCACCACCUUGUAGUAGUUUGUUCUCUGCUAAAACUGACAAAUGCCAUUACGUAUGGAGGGGGCUUUGUUCCAGACUGGGUUCUAAUAUCAUUGCUGUAUUUGAUCCCAGCACUGAGCAAUGGAGCCUCAAGCCCACCACUGGACCUCAACCCCCUGGAGAGUGGAGUGGUUGCUCUGUUUGUGUAGGUCAUUACCUGCAUAUCUUUGGUGGUCAUGACGGGAACGAUUUCGUCAAUGACAUGUACAAGCUUGAUCUUGACACUUUCCAUUGGACCAAAGCUCGAUCUUCUGGUAGUCGGCCUAUUAAAAAGAAUGGCUGUGGACUUGUCUGUUUGAAUAAGAUAACUCUGGGCUGCUUUGGAGGAUUCGGUAUUGAGGGCCCCACACAACCUGGAUCAACAUUCACCAGCAAUGGACAGCCUGAUAGAAGUGGACGGACGAACGAGUUUCAUCUAUUUGAUGUUCGAAACGGUGUCUGGUCGUCCCCUGAACUCAGAGGAAAGAGACCUCCUCCCUGUGCUGACUUCAGUUUCACCAUGGUAGACCAAAAUAGGGCAGUCCUCUUUGGAGGAACCCAACCUGGCCGGGAUUGUUACGCCAAUGAUGUCUACCUGUUCGACUUCAGGAGCAUGGUGGUCACUAAGGUAGAGCCAGUACAGGGAGAGCCAUGGCCAGUGGAGAGAUCAGUCCAUGCUGCCUGUUGUCUGAACUAUGGCAAGGAUCAACCUCAACUACUGAUACACGGAGGACUGGGUAAAGGCAACAAGGUACUGGGGGACAUGUGGAUACUGGACGUUGACGCUGGCAAGUGGACAAAGGGGACGCCUCCCGAGUCAGUGAAGCCACGUAGGGGUCACUCCACUACAACCGCCAAUCUGGGACCAGGACUCACCGAGGUCCUCAUGUUUGGAGGCUGUCUAGAGAAUCAUAAGCCUGUUGCUGAGACUACCAUACUGAGAUUUGAGUUGACUGGUCCCUCAGCGUCUGUUGCCGGACCCUCGACUGGAAAGUGGACUCUCGUGGAUGUGGCCCACAAUGACACUAGAGGCUCCGCCCAGCGACUCAGUGAAAAGAUGAUAAAAAUCAGACAAGCAAUUGCUCGUUCCUCAUCAGUCCAUGAGGCCAGCGACCACUCCUCUCAAGACCAAGUGGAGACUCUGAAACAACAAUUGCAAGAGAAGGAUCGUCAAUUGGCUGAGGCCAACCAAAGAGAUGCUGACCUGUCUGCUCAAAUCACAGCUCUAGUGAGGGAGUUAGAAGGCAAGACGAAAGAGUUGGCGGCACACAACACAGAGGUGUGGAGAAUUCCAGCCAACAGAGUGAACACGUUGAGAACGAUUGGCACUGGAGGGUGGGGGGAGGUGCUGGAGGGAACAGUGAGCGUGGCCGUCAAGCGACUCUUUGCUGCCAUUGUUAGCCCACGUAAUCUGGAGAGACUUCAGAGAGAAAUGAGGCUCUUGGCUGAAGUACGACACCCCAACCUGGUGCAUUUCAUUGGGGCAGUGUUUGACCAGUCCCCUCCUCUCAUCAUCACCGAGCUUCUGGACAUGAAUCUCCGACAAGCGUACGAGACAAAUCAACUGGUACCAAAAAACCGUCUCUCGAUCUUCAUCGACAUUGCCCAAGCUUUGGACUAUCUGCACCAGCGCUACGAACCCAUCAUCCAUCGUGAUGUGAGUGCUCCCAACGUCCUCCUCCAGCAAAUGCCUAACCACCAUUGGAAGGGGAAGGUCUCUGACCUCGGCUCAGCCAACUUCCUGCAACAGGCUCAGACAAAAGGCGAAGGAUGUAUUCUUUAUUCUGCCCCUGAAGUGAUACCUCGAGCCUACAAUCCCAGACGAGAACGAGUUCCACAAACGACUAAAAUUGAUGUGUACAGCUACGGUGUUUUGUUAUGUGAGGUCAUCACCAAGACAUUUCCAUCAGAAGAGAAUUAUUGGGGCAUGCUUGAAGAAGUCGAAAGAGACUAUCCACAAUUCCACAAUCUGAUUAAUAACUGCACUCAAGAAAGUCCCGACAACAGACCUACUAUGAUUCAAGUUCUGAACUUGUUAGAAAAUGACAAAAUGCCUAAAAUUUAGGCUAGAAUUCGACGUUGAACUUUAUUAUUUUACUAUAAUAUGUGUACAUGUAUACACGUACGAUUGUUAUUGUAUGACCCAUGACUGAAGUAUAAAUUAUAA